This is a messenger RNA of Cucurbita pepo subsp. pepo (vegetable marrow), 690 nucleotides long. RefSeq names its product large ribosomal subunit protein bL35c. Lineage: Eukaryota; Viridiplantae; Streptophyta; Magnoliopsida; Cucurbitales; Cucurbitaceae. Gene Ontology annotation, cellular component: ribosome; large ribosomal subunit. Gene Ontology annotation, biological process: translation. The record is from RefSeq and is a predicted model, not a curated record. Gene Ontology annotation, molecular function: structural constituent of ribosome.
UCCACACAGCAGGCGGAGGCUAAGGCUCGUAGAGAUUGGCAGAAAGAAGAAGAAGAAAGACCAGAGGGUUCGAAGCUUCAGUGAUGGCAUCUGUUUCGGCGGCGGUGGUCUUUGGUCUUAGGUUUACGCCACUGUGCUCUCGGCCAUCAUUUCACGUCUCUCAUAGUUCCAUCCGGCUCGCUUCGUUCAAUAAGGCGAACUCGUUGAGGCUCAGUUCCUCUCACAACAUUUCCGGGGUUGGAGUUGCUCUCCUUCAGAAGUCAUGUCAAAUCGCUCCCCGUCCUCAAGUUUCUACUCCUCUGACUGUUGUCGCUGCUAAAGGCUACAAAAUGAAAACCCACAAGGCUUCGGCAAAGCGAUUCAGGGUGACGGGUCGGGGGAAAAUUGUUCGGAGGAGAGCAGGAAAGCAGCAUUUGCUGUACAAGAAGAACACGAAGAGAAAAUUACGGCUUUCCAAAAUGCACCCUGUUAGCCGAAGUGACUACGAUAAUGUGAUCGGUGCUUUGCCAUACCUGAAGGUGAACAGGCAAGCGCAGUAGAGGUAGAGGUCAUACCUCACCCCAUUAGAUCUUGGCUCUACUUUGUUCAUUUGUAAUUGUAACCAAAUGAUUUUCAAUUUUCCAGAACUCCUCAAAGAGCUAAGUUUGAUUGUUUUUUAAUAUUAUUUCUCUAGUUUAUUCCAUCAGUUCA